Molecule: messenger RNA, 4161 nt
Organism: Mirounga angustirostris (Northern elephant seal)
Lineage: Eukaryota; Metazoa; Chordata; Mammalia; Carnivora; Phocidae
Gene: PANK1
Product: pantothenate kinase 1
Exons: 7
Coding region: 167-1963 (598 amino acids)
Biological process (GO): coenzyme A biosynthetic process
Cellular component (GO): nucleus; cytosol
Molecular function (GO): ATP binding; pantothenate kinase activity
Source: RefSeq, a predicted model, not a curated record
CAGGAUUAGCAAACCUGAAACCUCUACAGAUAUUUGUGUGCCUCCGUAUUCCUCCCCAAGCUGCCUGCUCCUCUAGCGCCAGCCUCGCCCAGUCCCCUCUCGGCUGCUCCGAGAUACAAAGCCCAACCCGCCCAUCUCUUUGCAAACCCUGAGAACUUCAUUCCCCAUGUUGAAACUCGUCGGUGGCGGUGGCGGGCAGCACUGGGCAUGCUCAGUAGCGGGGACAGGUCUGGGAGGCAAGGAAGCCGCGUUUGAAGUCGCACGGCCCGGGUAUCAGGAGGAGGCGGGUUGCGGGGGCCCCGGCUGGGGGUCCGCGGGGCUCUCGGAUUCCGCGCCGGGAGCCGGUAUGCUCCCGGCCGGCGCGGCGGGGCGGGCGCGCGGGGGGCAGAGCGCUAAGGAGCGGGGGGAGCCGGUGGGAGAAGGGGAGGAGCGCCGGGCUCGCCAUCCCCCGGCGCCGGCUCUGCGGCUGCUGAAUCGGAAACCGCAGGGAGGAUCCGGGGAAAUAAAGACGCCCGAGAAUGACCUCCAGCGAGGCCGCCUGAGCCGGGGCCCGCGCGCCACCGCACCAGCCCCCGGCAUGGGCGACCGGGGCGGGCGGCCGGAGCACUCGGCCACGCACGCCCCGGGGGCCCCCGCCGACGCCGGCGCUGCCGCCGUGAACGGGCUGCUGCACAACGGCUUCCACCCGCCGCCAGUCCAGCCGCCGCGCCUCUGCAGCCGGGGCCCCGCGGGCGGUGGCGACGCGGCGCCCCCGCGCCUCCCGCUCUUGCCGGAGCUGCAGCCGCAGCCACCGCCCCCUCAGCACGACUCCCCGGCCAAGAAAUGCCGGCUGCGGAGGAGAAUGGACUCUGGGAGAAAGAACAGGCCGCCAUUCCCCUGGUUCGGCAUGGAUAUCGGUGGAACACUGGUUAAACUGGUCUACUUUGAACCAAAGGAUAUUACAGCCGAAGAGGAACAAGAGGAGGUGGAGAACCUGAAGAGCAUCAGGAAGUAUUUGACUUCUAACACGGCUUACGGGAAAACCGGGAUCCGAGAUGUCCACCUAGAACUGAAAAAUUUGACCGUGUGUGGGCGCAAAGGGAACCUGCACUUCAUCCGCUUCCCCAGCUGUGCGAUGCACAGGUUCAUCCAGAUGGGCAGCGAGAAGAACUUCUCCAGCCUUCACACCACUCUCUGCGCCACGGGAGGCGGGGCUUUCAAGUUCGAAAAGGACUUCAGAAUGAUUGCUGACCUGCAGCUCCAUAAACUGGAUGAAUUGGACUGUCUGAUUCAGGGCCUGCUUUACGUUGACUCCGUUGGCUUCAACGGCAAGCCGGAAUGUUACUAUUUUGAAAAUCCCACAAAUCCUGAAUUGUGUCAAAAAAAGCCGUACUGCCUUGAUAACCCAUACCCUAUGUUGCUGGUGAACAUGGGCUCAGGGGUCAGCAUUCUAGCAGUGUACUCCAAGGACAACUAUAAAAGAGUUACAGGGACCAGUCUUGGAGGUGGAACAUUCCUAGGCCUAUGUUGCUUGCUGACUGGUUGUGAGACCUUUGAAGAAGCUCUGGAAAUGGCAGCUAAAGGCGACAGCACCAAUGUUGAUAAGCUGGUGAAGGACAUUUACGGAGGAGACUAUGAACGAUUUGGCCUUCAAGGAUCUGCUGUAGCAUCAAGCUUUGGCAACAUGAUGAGUAAGGAAAAGCGAGAUUCCAUCAGCAAGGAAGACCUCGCCCGAGCCACACUGGUCACCAUCACCAACAACAUUGGCUCCAUUGCUCGGAUGUGUGCGUUGAAUGAGAAUAUUGACAGAGUUGUGUUUGUUGGGAACUUUCUCAGAAUCAAUAUGGUCUCCAUGAAGCUGCUAGCAUAUGCAAUGGAUUUUUGGUCCAAAGGACAGCUAAAAGCUCUGUUUUUGGAACAUGAGGGUUAUUUCGGGGCUGUUGGGGCGCUGCUGGAACUGUUCAAGAUGACUGAUGACCAGUAGUGAUGACCAGUGGACGGAAGAACCUUUUGUGAGAACAGAGAACUGAGAGUUGCCGCCGGAGGAGGUAGAUGCCGCUGUGGGACGGAAGCCAAGCCAUUAUGGCAGAUGAACCUGCUGGAUUUGUAAAUAAUUUAAAAUCCUUCUAACUGAUCUUUUACUCUUGGGUUUUGAGCUGAUGAUUCAAAAUGGGGAAUACAAGAGUUUUUUCUGUAUACUGUAUUUUUUAAAAAAAAAGUUUGUGCAGCGAGGCCAAACCUACGAAUUUUAUGCAUUAACCUUGAAAAGUUGUAUGAUGUGUAGGAAGGACCUGAAAUGUAAGUGCUGUUUAUUUUUCUUCUGGGGUUUACUGAUCCGUGUGGUAAUUUUAACUUCAUUUAGUAAUGACUCUAGGAGAUUCUACCUUUACUUAUAUUCUUCAUGACGUUUCAUGAUUUGCUGUUGGUUUCAAAUGAAACUACAAAUCUGGCAUGUUUUACUGUGAACACAAUUUGGUUUGUUUGUUUAUAUGCCUUUUUUCGUCUUGGUUUUUUUUUUUUUUCUGUUGGAAUGUCUUAUGGAGAAAGAGAGUCCUUCCCCCUGUUUCUGUCCUCAAAUGACUCCCUCUCCUCCCCAAUACCUUUCUUUAACCUAAUUGUUCGUAUCAAUCAAGGUGCUGACCAACUCGAUACGAAGUUAAGCACGAGAUUGAAAGCUCUCGAAAGUGCCCUUGAUGAGAAAACUCUGAAAGUGUUCAUGAAUUUUAUGAGUCAGGCAAAAGUUGAAAAUGAUAUGCAAUUUUGUCUUAACCGUUACGAAUAUGCAAUGUUUUGUUGGAUUUAUUUUCUGUUAGGUUAUAUUAAAUUGAAAUGUUUCUCUGAUGAAAUGUCCUCACUCAGGCCCAGCCUAUGAGUGGCAGCAAAUCCUUAUGCAGGACUUUGGAACUUCCCAGGUAAAGUCUCCCAGUAGAUUAACUAUUCACAUUGGGAGAGGAGGGAGAAGUCAUGGGUUGAGGUGUCAGGUAAUAAUACCUAUUUGUUUUGUACACGUAUGUACAUAGGAGCUUUGUAACAAGGCAUCUUAAAUAUUAACAUUUUUUCAUUUGAAAUAUUUCAAACUGAAAACUGUAUUUCAAUCCCAGUUUCUAAUAUUAAAAAAAAAAUCAUGAUACUGAUCUCUAUACAUAUUUUUUGUCUUUUUUGAAAGAUGUCAUUGGAACUGAUGGGUAACUUUCAAAUGAGAGUCUUGUACAAAUAUUGAAACGCAUGAGGUCUAAUGAUUUAGAACUGAUUAAUCUUUUGAAUUGAGCACAUUGUUGAAAGGGAUUUUUCAAGGCAGUGCAACUCCUCCAUGAUGAAUCUUUCCUUUUCUGCCUCCUGAGCACCAUCUUUAAUUGCCAUAUCUUCAAGUCUUGAAGAACGUGAUGUUAAUUGAAGUGUUCACUUGUCUGGUUGAAAUAAAGCCUGUUUCUGUUGUGAUGUUUUUAGUGUAUAUGUUAUUUUCAUUUCUUAAUCUUCAUGUCCAUAUUAUCUGCUUUUGUACCAUAAAAUGAAUGUGUUGUAUUUUUGCUACCCUACAUUUCACAAUUUGAGGCUUUCCUAUAAGGGUGUCUUCAACUGAAGCUGUAACUCUAUGCAGAGAUUUUUUUUAAAUAGCUUUAUUGUUCUUAUACAACUGACUCAUUGCCAAAAUACUAUUACUAAAUUUGGUAAUUCAAAAAAUUUUUCAAAAUUUGGUCAUCACAAAUACAUUUUAUUAACUUCCACCUGGCUUAAAAAAAUUCAAGCAACUAAGAUGUUCUUGAAAAAGAUAAGUAUAAAAAUGUACAUGUGAUCUACAUUAGUGCCUUUUUUGACUAUUCCCUUCUAUCAGUCCUACUCUCCUCUGUCAGGUAAUAGUAGACCUUGGAUUACGGUUCUGCAAAAGAAAUCAGGGCAAGUUAAUGUAAUUAUAUAAUUUUUUAAUUAUCUGGAAUCACUUGAUCUUUCAUUGCAAAUGCGUAAGAUGUUGGUUUAGCUGAGGAAAUCAAUUCUUCCACUAUACAAAUAUCAGUAAAUGUUGGCUACCUAUAGCCAGCCUUUUUUUAUAAUGAGUAACUUGUAGCCUGAGGAUUUUUACAUUCACUUGAAUCAUAGGGACUUUCCUUUGGCUCAACAUUAAGAAGAAACUUGACAAGACUAAAGAAUUUUUAUCUUGAACUUGUGAAUUCAAGAUGGUCAGGU